Molecule: messenger RNA, 6277 nt
Organism: Branchiostoma floridae (Florida lancelet)
Lineage: Eukaryota; Metazoa; Chordata; Leptocardii; Amphioxiformes; Branchiostomatidae
Product: protocadherin-15-like
Exons: 42
Coding region: 239-4969 (1576 amino acids)
Biological process (GO): inner ear development; homophilic cell-cell adhesion; sensory perception of sound
Cellular component (GO): stereocilium; cell-cell junction; plasma membrane
Molecular function (GO): calcium ion binding
Source: RefSeq, a predicted model, not a curated record
GUGCAAUACAGACAGAGAUAUAACAUAGGUGUGGCAUAAAGAAGGCCAGGUUAAGGGCGCGGCGAGGGAAAAGCUCUCGAGAUUUUUCCACAGUCACCUUUCCUGUGCCGUAUUCUUCACAUCGUUGACAUAACGUGAGGUUUUGACCACACGGCGGUCCUGUCCGGGAGGUCGUCCCGUGCCCCAGAUCACAGGGGGAAUCCUGACAUUGUGACUGGCCGAGAACACCUGGGCAAAGAUGGCGGGCUCGACACGAACAUCGUUCUUCACCAUCCAGAGUGUCCUGGUCGCCCUUGUGAUGUCACAGGCAGUAGACGCUCAAAGUCGAAAUGAUGACUGUAACAUCCUGUCCACAUCAGAGCUGGGGCAGUCACCUAUCGAGAUCAUUGAGAGUGUGGCUGAAACAUCACCACAAGGUACUCUGAUUGACACACUGACCUUCUCAGCUGCAAGCAUCAAUGGCUUGACCUUGGAGUACAUCAAUAAUGACCCUUCUGAUGAUGCAACCCUUCUCAACCCCACCAGCACCUCCAUUGUGAAUGGUAACCUUCAACUUGUGCUGUCUGCAGCAGGGGCAGUCAGAGUGCAGGAGAGAGAUGGUCCUGGUGGUGUUCAGCAGUUCUCUCUCACCCUAAGGUGCAGGGUAAAUAGUAAUGGACAUGUGGUUUUCCAUCCUAUCAGAGUGAGUGUCUCUGACAUAAAUGACAACAGGCCUAUCUUCACCCCAGCCAAUCCAGCACCGACCUCUAUCAGUGAGUUGAUAGCAGUUGGUACGACCGUACUUCGAGCAUCAGCAACUGACAGGGACAUUGGUGCCAGUGGCAAUGUGCAGUUCUUUGUCCAGGACAAUCCCAGCGACCCCCUGGCUGAUGACUUCUUCGAGAUCCCCCUGCCAGCUCAAGGCUUCAUAACCCUGAAGACUGCAGUUAACUAUGAAGCAGCUGAUAACACAGACCACCAGUAUCUGUUGGUGGUUACUGCAGAGGACCAGGGAACAACUCAGCUGACAGCAACUCAGACCUUCACCAUCAACAUCCUGGAUGAGGACGACCUCCCCCCUGCCUUUAACCCCUGUGUCAGGGCCAGCCUGUCUGAUCCAUGCAACCCUGUCACUUACACUGGGCAGGUUACCAGUGGGGUGAAUAGCGGAGCUGUCUCCGAUGUGAAUCCAGAACCUGUCAAUGCAUUUGACCAAGAUCGAGACCUUCAACAGGCAGAUCAGACAGACAUCAAGUACGCCAUUGUUGAAGGAAGUCCAUCUACAUAUGCAGACAAGUUCCAGAUAGACGAGAACACAGGAAUAGUGUCUGUACGGCAGACCAUCAACCGUGUGGAUGCAGCCAGCUUCACUCUUAAGAUAAGGGCAUACCAGGAGGACAACCCUUUCCGGCUUGCGACUGCUGACAUGAUGAUCACAGUCAACCCAUCUGGCAAUGAGCGGCCUGCGUUUGACCAGUCCAACUAUGUAGGCUAUGUGUUUGAGAAUGCCCCGACUGGUACUACAGUUCGAGACUCGUCAUCUGCACAGACUCCCCUCAAGAUCAUGCUGUCUGACCCUGAUGUACUGACCAAGCACCAGGAUGGCAGUCCUGCAGUGACCAUAGAUGUGACCACCCAGCCGGCAGGGAAUGAUGACAAGUUCAGCGUGACCCAGGGAAGCAGCACUCGGGAGUGGUAUGUGCUGGCGAACGGAGCCUUGGACGCUGAGACCACUAACCAGUACACGCUUACGAUCACAGCACGUGAAACAAGUGGAACCAACCCUCAGUCCAGCAACCCUUCUGUUGUUACCAUCAAUAUACAAGAUGUCAAUGACAACACCCCGGUGUUUAACGGUGGUACUGCAGGCUCUUCCGCUAACCCUCUCACAGGAGCUGUGAGCAUUCCUGUGGCAGAUGGCACUUCUGUAGCUUUAACUCCGGGAUCACCCCAGUGUUCGGACACAGACACAGGCUCCACCUUCUCAUACAGCAUUGACCGAGUCAUCAACGGUGCCGACAACCUUUUCAACAUCAACCAGAACACAGGAGAAAUCACAGUGGCUUCAGGGGCAGGCCUUACUGAUGGGACAGUCUACACUGUUGUUAUUGUGUGCUCUGAUGGGCUGAAUGAACGUCAGGGCUAUGUGGACAUCACAGUGACUGGCACACAGAACAGGCGCCCCACCUUCCCUCUACAACAGUACAGCACCAGGCUGGGGGAGGAGGCACCUGUCAAUGGCCCUGUCACUGCCGUUACCGCGAGUGACCCAGAUGGUAACGCCCUGAGCUACAGUCUGGGGACAGGGAACACAGACAACGACUUUCAGAUUAAUCAGAACACUGGAGAGAUUACUGUUCGGAAUCAACUGGACUAUGAAAGGACUCCAUCUUACACUCUUCAAGUCUUGGCUACUGAUAAUGGGUCUCCUCCGACCACAGCCACUGCUACAGUACAGGUGGACCUGACCAAUGGGAAUGACAAUUCCCCAACCUUCACUGCUCCAGCCAAUCCUAACCAGCCCAUUGAGAUAGCAGAGGGAGGACAGAACGGAGAUCCAGUACAAUCUGUUCAGGCUACAGAUGCAGAUGGGUCUGGUUCUGCUGGCAUCACCUACAGUCUGCUGAGGGGAGGAGACAAGUUUGCCAUCAACCCCACAACAGGUCAGCUGACCAGGAGAGCACCGCUGGACCGAGAUGACCAGAGGGAGAUCCCCAUCACAGUACAGGCACAAGACUCAGGGGGACGGAUAGCACUACUGGACCUUACCAUUCAAUUGAGUGAUAUCAACAACAAGCCUCCAGUGUUCCAGGACAAUGAGUUUGCCAGACGUCCCCUGAGCCCCCCCAAUGCUGAGUACAUUGUGAAUGUGGAUGAGAAUGAACCGGCCAUGAACAUCAUUGACCUUGAGGCUGCAGAUCCUGAUGUUGGGGCAAGUGUGCAGUACACCAGGGACAGUGUCACUCCUACUACUGGGGAGACUCUGUUUACUGUGAAUGAGAACACAGGUGUCCUGUCUACCACAGGGCCACUAGAUUAUGAAGGUGUUACCACAGCACGCUACAUUGUGGUCAUCCUGGCAGAGGACAUGGCCCAGGCCGCCCCACACCUCAACACCAGGACAUCAACAGCAACAGUCACUGUCAACAUCCAGGACAAGAACGACUCCCCCCCAACCUUUGAUGGGACUCCGUACAGUUUCACAGUUCGAGAAGACGCUGCUAUUGGCAUGUCUAUAGGCCAGCUGCAAGCCACCGAUGCAGAUAAUCCGUUCUGGGAUCAACCCCAGUUCACCUACAGCACGUACACAGACCCAGCUGUACAGAACUCGGACGCAGCAGCGGCCAUGUUUGCUGUGGACCCGAUGACAGGUGAUGUUGUGACAAGGAGAAACUUGGCUAGUGACUAUGCUAACAUCAAUCAAUUCCCGUUGUUGGUUCGAGUCAGUGAUGAGGGUCCACCAGUGAUGAGCUCUACAGGGACAGUCACAAUAGAAGUGACAGAGCGGGGCUCAGCUAACGCUGUAUCCUUCACACAGAGUCAAUUCACAGGAACAGUGGCGGAGAAUGCUCAGGCUGGGACCACAGUAGCUUUCACAAGGGGCAUAGAUAUCUCACCGAGUCGGAGCAAUGUGGACUACACAAUUGUGUCUUCACAAACAACCCCUGCAACCUCAGAAGACACCACAGGCUACUUCAGGGUUGUCCGCCCUGCCAACCUGAACGAUCCCCUGAUACUGGAGACCACACGGGCACUGGACUACGAGAACGUCCGACAGUACCUCCUGACCCUCCGAGUUUCACCCUCAGGAACCUCUGGUACCACAGGCCGUAGGAAAAAACGCCAGCUUGCAGACAAUACGGCGCUGGUUCAGGUUAAUGUUGAGGAUGUGAAUGACAAUGCUCCAAUGUUUGAUACUCCUACAUAUGUCACAGGUGUGUCAGAGGAUGCCGAUCUUUUCUCCUCUCUCGUCCAAGUUAGGGCUUCUGACCGAGACUCCAGUCCUUAUAACAACUUUGUGUACAAAAUCAAGACCCAGCCUAACGGACAGCUGUCCCCUGUUGCCAGAAACUUCACUGUAGACUCUACCACUGGUGUUGUGAGGAACCUGGUACCAUUUAGGCCAGGCCAAGUGGGGAAGAAGUUCUUCUUCAAUGUUGAGGCAGAUGAAGCACCAGCUCAGAGUGGAGGACAAACCUUCACAGGGGACACCAGUGUCGUGGUUGUUGUGGUUAAUGAUGCAAAUAGGGCUGUUAUGGUCGGCAACCUGCCACCUGACGUGUGCUACAGCUGCAAAGACAACAUCAAAAGAACUUUCCAGGAUGUGUCUGGGAACUAUGUACUGAUUGAGAGGGUAGAUGCCAAGAAAGAUGGAAGCACUCUGGACUAUGCCAACUGUGAUGUUUACUUCUACAUGAUCAGGAAUGGAACAUUUGAUGCUUUGACCAGAGCCCAAGCUAUCAGCAUCCUGGAAGGAAGCAGGACUCAGGUUGACCAGCUGUGGCGCACCUGUGAUGGUGUUCCAACUACAGACAGGGCGAGAGCUUCUGCAGUGGCUUACCACGGGGUACAGUACACAGGCAACACCAGUUACAGCGGCAUCUCAGACCUACAGGCUGCGCUGAUCGCCCUGGGAGUACUGCUGUUCCUACUGGCUCUGCUGGCCUUACUGUGGCUGUGCUGCUGUACAAGGAUCAGGAAGAGGACAGGCUACCAGAUUCCACCACCCUAUGAGCCACCACCUGCUCCUGAACCACCAAUUAUGUAUGAGCCAGAGAAGAAGGAAUACGAGACGCAGGAGGGGAUUGCGACCUUUGGACACGACAUGGCGGAUCCCCCCGCGGAUAAGGAGGUGGUGAUCACCGGAGAGUACAACAAGGGGUACGAGCCUGCUGACGAGGCACAAGUCGGCACUCUGUCCUUCCCUCAAGGUCAUGACGAUAUGGGGCCAAAGUACUCCAUUAUGGACCAGCAGACCACCCAACUGUGAUGACAACUUCCCAACACCAGAAAAAUGGAACAGCCAUACAGGGACUCAGUGUGCCACAUGGCAGACUCAAGUGUUCCGCAAUGACAAUACUCCUACAUGUAUGACUGAAAAGAGGAUUUUGUAACCACUUGAAAUUUGUAUCAAAAUUUGACCACAAUAUCUUCUGAAAGAUUUAACGAUUUCUGUGGAGUUAGGAUGUAGUAGUAAUUUCUUUUUUCACAGAUUGAUAUUGCUAUAUUAGAUCACUUAGAAAUUGCUGUACUUUUAAGCUUUUGGAUUUUAGAUACAGAUUAUUCAUCAAGGCAGCUGUCCAAGUGGAGAGCAAAAUGUGUUAAUGUGUCAGUUGUAAGUUGUACUACUGGUAGUUAUUAUACAUGUUGCCAUAAACGGACCUCGUACUGUAGAUAGAACUUUAAAAACAUAAUCUUAUACAGCAAAUCUUGGAAUCUGUCAAUGACAUUACAUUAGGUUUCAUACAUGCACAAACCGGAGUUGUGCUCAGAUUAGGUAACAAACACAAAGUGUGUGCAUGUCACAGUUGUUCUUUGUCUUUGAUUUCAAGAAAGUGUACUUCAUCUAGUUCCAGUUAUGUUAAUGUCAGUCACCUAAUUAGGCUACAACACCUGACAUCUUUGAAGACAUUUUGAUUUGAAAUUUUUAAAUAGUUUUUGACAUGAACAUUCUUUAGAACUAUUCAAUGCAAUGGUGGUGCUUUAACUUAGAGUAUGUGCAUGUGGCAGUAGGCCUUGUUGAGAUAGAUAUUUUGUUGUAUGCACAAAUUUGUUGAGAUAGUCUGUCACAGUAUGAUGCACUUUGCAGUUAUUGUAGCUUGUGCCAUUUGAACCCUGCUGGUUUUUUUUUCUGUAAGCAGUCAGUUUUCUUACAUGGAGAAAAUAUCGAGGAGAAUAUAAAUUGUGAGGCAGACAAAACUAAUAUUUCAACUGAUUUUAUUCCUGAUUUUCAGUUCACACCUCUUUCAAAUCUUUUAUUGUAGUGCUUUGAUGAAGGUUUGAUGUCCACGUUGAACAUUACCCACUAUCAUUCUCAUUCUCCGAUGACAGGUGAUAAAUAUUUAUUACUCUUAUUUAUCAUAAAUAAACACAUCUACCCCUCACCUGACGGGGAACAACAGACAAUAAAAAAAAACAGUGAGUGAGUGGAGUGAAGGAUCUUUAUUAAUCUGGAACAGUUUCUGUUGAUUACCUCACUAAAAAGAAAUGUUAAAGUCUGCCUACAACUUUUGACAAAUGGCAUGGUUCUUGUAGAUAUCAAUUUCUAGAGAAUAAAUGGAGAGUGUCUUUGAUAUCA